This is a messenger RNA of Papaver somniferum (opium poppy), 2220 nucleotides long. RefSeq lists its product as uncharacterized. Gene Ontology annotation, cellular component: VCP-NPL4-UFD1 AAA ATPase complex. Gene Ontology annotation, molecular function: polyubiquitin modification-dependent protein binding. Bases 196 to 1911 code for a protein of 571 amino acids. The record is from RefSeq and is a predicted model, not a curated record. The transcript is spliced from 3 exons. Lineage: Eukaryota; Viridiplantae; Streptophyta; Magnoliopsida; Ranunculales; Papaveraceae.
GAGCAGGAAGACAGAAAAGAAGAGCCUAGAUACUUCUAAUAUUUCCACAUUUCGGAUUUGGAUUCGUACGUUUACACUCGGAUAUUUCAAUAAACAUCUGCUGCAUAUAUAUAUAUAUAUAUAUAUACGUUUUAGAAGAUCAAAAGGUAAAAAUUCCACCAAAUACCCGAUUCAAUCUUCAGAGAGAGAGAAAGGAUGGAUUUCGAACUGAGAGCAGCGAAACAGAAAUUAGAGAGAGAACAGAAAGAUAGGAAAGAGAAAGCAAGGUUGAAACUUAUCAAAGAAAAGAAAGCUAAAGAAGAAGCUUUGAAACAACGUGAAGCGAUUGAAGCUGCUCAGAGAAUUCGUAGACUUGAUGCUGCUGAUGCCCUUCUUAAGGCUGAACAGCAAACGGAACAAAAUUCAGUUGCUGCAGAUGGAGUGAUCUUUAAUCGUGUUCUUGAAGCUGUUUCUUUCCAAGGUUAUGGAGAUAAAAUUAAAUUGCCAGCGUCCUGCUUCACUGAACUGUCAAAUCAAGGUGCCCUGGAUAAAGGACCCAUGUACUUUCAGCUUUCAAAAGUUUCUCAAGAGGGAGUUCCUAUGCAGACAGAGGAUGGCGAACAACAAAGUCAUGGAACAACCCAUUCAGGUGUUUUAGAAUUCACCGCGAGUGAUGGUUUUGUUGAGCUUCCUCCUCAUGUGUGGAACAACUUAUUUUCUUCUGACCCUCCAGAGGUUCCUUUAGUCGAGGUACGUUAUGUCAGGCUACCCAAAGGAACUUAUGCCAAACUGCAGCCGGAUGGAAUGGGUUUUUCAGAUAUACCAAAUCACAAGGCUGUACUUGAGACAACCCUGCGCCAACACGCCACUCUUUCUCAGGGUGAUCUAGUCACAGUCAACCAUGGUACACUAACAUAUAAUUUGCGGGUGCUUGAGCUGAAACCUUCCACUAGUGUAUCUGUUCUAGAAACAGAUAUUGAGGUGGAUGUAGUAGGAUCUGAAUCAAUCACGGAUGGUAUGGAUCGACAUGUCUUGAUCCCACUUGUGCUUGGAAAGGUAGAGGUUGGUACUGUUGAGGAAGGAAAAUAUGUCUAUUACAAGUUCUCUGUUGAUGGCAACAUAGGUGAUAUUAUAGCCUCUGGGGAUGCUAAUGUCGAGGUUAAGAUUGAUACAGCAAAUGACAAUGGGGAUACGGAUCUGUAUGUCUCGAGACAUCCAGUUAUUUUCCCAACUCAGCAUCAACAUGAAUGGUCUUCCCAUGAUAUAGGUUCUAAAGUUUUGAUAAUAUCCCCCAAGGAUCAGAGCCUUGGUACAGGUACCUAUAGUAUUGCAGUGUUUGGCUUCAAAGGAACUACGAAGUAUCAAAUAUCAGUUGCAAUCCAAAAUAUUAGCCACCAUAACGUGGGUGAGACAGCUGGUUCUUCCUCAUCUGUGGCGGAUGUGAACUCCAAAAAGUGUCGCAACUGUGGGCACUACAUACCAAGUAGAUCCAUUGGUCUACAUGAAGCUUAUUGCAGUAGACAUAAUUUUAUUUGUAAGCACGCUGAUUGUGGAAUUGUUCUCAGAAAGGAGGAGGCAGCAAAGCAUGUACACUGCGAGAAAUGUGGACGGGCCUCUCAAGUGGGGAAGUUGGAGAAGCACAUGAAAGUUUUCCAUGAACCACUACACUGUGGUUGUGGAGUCACUCUUGAAAAAGAGGAAAUGGUGCGACAUCAAUCAACUGCUUGCCCAUUACGGUUAGUUACGUGUCGAUUUUGUGGGGAUAUGGUUCAAGCUGGGAGUACUGCCAAUGAUGUCCGAGAUAGGAUGAGAGGACUAUCAGAGCAUGAGAGUUUGUGUGGGUCCAGAACUGCCCCAUGUGAUUCAUGCGGGCGAGCUGUCAUGUUGAAGGAGAUGGACAUCCAUAGAGUUGCUGUGCAUCAAAAGAAUUAAAACUCAGACCUCUAUUUCUUUUUGUAGGUUGGGUGUAAUUAUGACAAAUCUCAGAAGCCAUUUCACUAAAGAUUUUUCAGGUUUGACAGAUGAACAAUCCGAUAUGACAGAUGAACAAUCCGAUAUCUAUUUCGCGACUGCACUUCAGCCCCCGAAAGGACUGUCCCUGGAUGAUUUAUCUUAUGUUGUGAAGUAUAGUUGUUCAAGUUAUGUAUUCCCUCAUGUAUUUCCGAAAUAUGAUUUAUAUUAAUGAAUGUGGUAUUGGGUUUUUUGCAUUCAUUACAAAGUAAGCUCUUGUUUGGCAAAUCA